Molecule: messenger RNA, 2194 nt
Organism: Pocillopora damicornis (cauliflower coral)
Lineage: Eukaryota; Metazoa; Cnidaria; Anthozoa; Scleractinia; Pocilloporidae
Product: endoribonuclease endu-1
Molecular function (GO): RNA endonuclease activity
Source: RefSeq, a predicted model, not a curated record
AAAAUUCUUACUUGGAGCGCAGGAAUUUUUAACUCCAAGAACCUCGGUGAAAGAACGACCAAUUCUGACAGAUGUAUAAUUGGUGUACAAAGAGAGCGAUCUUUAACAUGAAAAUCUUGGUCUUUGUUUUGCUGACUUUACCUUAUGACGCGAGGUCUCUCAACCUUGGAGGUCACGUUUGUCAAAAAAUGUGGAACGACGCUGAAAAUAAUCUGAUUAUUCCUGGAGAAUUAGCUGUUAAUGAGGGAAAUAACUUAGAUCCAGUGUUCACAUUGGUGCACGGAGCAGGGGCUCAGGGGUACCAAAAACUCCAAAGCGAAGAGUUCACCCGAUUUCAUGAUAUAUUGGUCGACUAUCAAGCUCAAGCUUACAUUCUUAAUCAACAGCACAUAAAUGACUUCAUCAGUGCAAUAACCCAACCCUGUGGACCUGUGGAAGCGGCAUUCAGCUACCUGAAAACUCAAGCGAACGCACUGCCUGUUGGCGUGACAACCUUAGAUCAGUUCAGAACCACCUUGAAAAGUCUGUGGUUUACCAACAGCAAUGGCUUUAGGCAUGUAUUUGUUGGGGAACAGUUCCAGCACAAAGUCCCAAACGAAAUCCGUUACAAAGGAUUUCAAAACUGGUACCAGUACUACACCGAAGAGAAUAGACCGAAAGUGAUAGAGAAACAGAAUCCACCGACAUUCGUUAUGGACAAAAGGCCAACCUUUAUAAGGGAUCUUAAAUUCAAAUGGAGAGGGAAGAGUAAGCAAGGAUCUACAGACAACCGUAUGUUUGUUGGAACCAGCCCAUCUUUCGAAUUGGCCUUAUUCACCACUUGCCUCCUCAAAGGACGCGGAAUUGCUGGAGGAGUACAUCCACCUCCGGGACCGUAUAGGACAACCAACUGUGAUUGCACCAUCCAUGUGCCUGGAAUUGGGGACAGCACAGUAGAAGUAAAGACCGUCGAGAACCAAAAUGGCAAGGUCGUUACAGCUGUCCCUACAAAUGUCCAGUCUCUCUACCUUGGAGGUCAUGUUUGUCAAAAUAUAUGGGAUAGUGCUAAAAACAAUCUGCUGCUUCCUGGAGAAUUAGCUGUUAAUGAGGGAAAUUACCAAAAAGCGUUGUUCAUGUUGGUGAAAGGAGGAGGAUCACUAGGAGAUCAAAAACUUCAAAGUGACGUCUUUACCAGCUUUCAUGAUUCAUGUUCUGCAAUGUGUAUUUUUUUACAGUUUUCUUUUAGUCGAUCCACAUUUCAUAGGCUUGAAAUGGGUCUAGUUGUUUUGAGAGAUUUAUUAGUUGACUUUCAAGCUCCCCCCCUGAGGUUUGAUCAGCACCAUAUAAAUGCCUUCAUCACCGCAGUAACCCAACCAGGCGGACCCGGGGAAGCGGCAUUCAACUACUUGAAAACUCAAGCGAACGCACUUCCUCAUGGCGUGACUACUACCAUGCCACAGUUUAGACAUCUCUUAAAACAAAUGUGGUUCUCGAACAGCCACGGCUUUAAACAUGUUUUUGUUGGAAAUAAAUUUCCAGCUUCCAACGAAUACAACGGAUUUCACAACUGGUACCAGUUCUACACGGAAGAAGUUAGAGGCAAAACAGGGAUAAUCUGUCUACCGAAUGUCGAGGCGAACAAACGGCCUUAUUUCCUGAGUGAUCUCUUGUUCACAUGGAGAGGGGCAAAAAAAGCCAACCCGAGCAGCAUGUUUGUUGGAACAAGCCCAGCGUUUGAUUUGGCCUUGUUCACCACUUGCUUCCUUAAAGGACGCGGAGCUGGCAGAUGGUAUUUUCCGAUGGGACGGCCAAUAUCAACCUACUGUCAGUGCGAUAUAGAUACGCCUGGGAUCGGAACGAGCAGAGUAGAGGUUACAACCGUCGAGAACCGUUUUGGCAAGGUCGUCACAGCCUAUCCAACAGCUGUUUAUUAGAGAUAAAUGGCAUUUGAGGAUGAUGAAAGUUGUCAGGGUCAUUGUAAACCAAACAUCAUAUAAGGCCGGUGUAGUCCGGUCUAAGCUCUUUGUCAUUGGAACCGAGCGAUAGUGAGGGCCAACGACAUCUUUCGGUUGCCUUCCGCCAUUUUUUCCUCCCGCUUUUGUCUUCUCUCUUCCAGUCAAAGGAGAACCUGGAACAGGCUACACAAAGGAUAUUCAUGAUUUAAAACCUCAAACCAAACGGUAAUGAAAUAAAAUCAAAGGUCUUUGACCAUCAA